GUUUUUCUAUUUUUUUCUUUUUUGCAUUUUAUCAUCUUGCACAAUUUGCCCGUCUAUACUUCUAAAUGACUUCGCAUACUUUUAGCCAGAAAAAGUUCAUACCCACACCACCGGAAAAGGGUAGUUUCCCCUUGGAUCACGAAAGUUUGUGUAAAAAGUAUUAUUUACUUUACAUGAGCUGUCUGCGUCGCAGUGACGAUCAAAAUUCACAGUGCCGCAAAGAAGCUCAAGAAUAUUUAGAUUGUCGCAUGAAGAAUCAGUUAAUGGAACAGACUGAAUGGUCCAAAUUGGGUUUCAGUGAAGGCGAGACGAAAGCCAAUAAAACGGAUAAAACACCGCAAUAGCAUUUUAAUUUAAAAGUAGAACAAACAAAAUCACAUCAAAUACAAAAUGAAAACCAAUAAAAAUAUUUUAAUAGCUUGU
Messenger RNA from Lucilia sericata (common green bottle fly), 423 nucleotides. RefSeq names its product cytochrome c oxidase assembly protein COX19-like. The record is from RefSeq and is a predicted model, not a curated record. The coding region runs from base 66 to 344 and encodes 92 amino acids. Gene Ontology annotation, cellular component: mitochondrial intermembrane space. Gene Ontology annotation, biological process: mitochondrial respiratory chain complex IV assembly. The transcript has a single exon. Lineage: Eukaryota; Metazoa; Arthropoda; Insecta; Diptera; Calliphoridae.